AUGCCUCUGUUCAUUACUGGUACAACGCUUGCAAUUGGUGGGAUAGUUUUAUUAUAUACUAUUCAAUUUGAUAUGCUCUAUCCUUCAAAUUGGCCGACUGGAUCAAGAAAGUUUGUAGCGAGACCAUCUAAAUACGGAAUUCCAUAUUCAGAAGUAACAAUAUCAACGAAAGAUAAAGUUCGGCUUAAAGCAUUUGUCUGUAAACGUCCAAUAGAUCAAGAAGCGCGCAAAAGGCCAACGAUAUUGAUGUUUCAUGGAAACGGAGGAAAUAUGGGCCAUCAAUUACCAAUUGCUGAAAGAUUUUACAAAGAUUUUAAAUGCAAUGUUGUCAUGCUUUCAUACAGAGGUUAUGGUCGUAGUGAAGGUACACCGUCUGAAAAAGGAUUGCGCAUUGAUGCACAGGCUGCAUUGGAUUAUAUUAAAAAGAAUGAAGUAUUUAAAGAUACGAAGCUUAUAAUUUAUGGACAGUCAUUAGGCGGAGCUGUUGCAAUCGACCUGGUCUCAAGAUAUGAGGAACAAGUUGACGCGUUGAUUAUCGAGAACACAUUUUUGAGUGUGCCAAAAUUAGUUCCACAUCUUGUACCACAACUUCGUUAUCUAACAUUUUUGUGUAUUCAAUUCUGGUCAUCCGAUAAAUCCAUAAAAAAUAUUAAGCAAACGCCCAUUCUAUUUUUAUCUGGUUCAAAAGAUGAGAUUAUACCACAACAACAUAUGAAAUCGUUAUAUGAACUAGCACAACCGACGGGGGGGAAAGAAUGGAAAGAAUUUAGUAACGGAAUGCAUAAUGAUACAACUUUACAACCGGGCUAUUUUCAAUAUAUUGGUUGGUUUAUAAAAAAAAAUCUAAGCUUAAACGAAUAA
Molecule: messenger RNA, 861 nt
Organism: Dentiscutata heterogama
Lineage: Eukaryota; Fungi; Glomeromycota; Glomeromycetes; Diversisporales; Gigasporaceae
Source: the annotation of a GenBank genome assembly